Molecule: messenger RNA, 952 nt
Organism: Phytophthora sojae
Lineage: Eukaryota; Oomycota; Peronosporomycetes; Peronosporales; Peronosporaceae
Exons: 1
Coding region: 27-866 (279 amino acids)
Biological process (GO): translational initiation
Cellular component (GO): eukaryotic translation initiation factor 3 complex, eIF3m
Molecular function (GO): metallopeptidase activity; translation initiation factor activity; translation initiation factor binding
Source: RefSeq, a predicted model, not a curated record
CCCAAGCCCAAGGAAGGAGAUCGAGCAUGAGCGCGCUGCUGCUGGGCACGGAGCCCGUGACUGAGGUGAAGCUGCACCCCGUGGUGGUGCUGCAGGUGCUGGACCGCGCGCUGCGCCGCGCCGAGGGCCAGAAGCGCGUGAUCGGCACGCUGCUGGGCCGCGUGGAGGGCGGCGUGGCCGAGGUGAGCGGCUCGUUCGCCGUGCCGCACCUGGAGAACGGCGACGAGGUGGCCGUGGGCCGCGACUUCCACACGCACAUGUACGAGCUGCACCAGCGCGUGAACGAGGGCGAGGUGGUCGUGGGCUGGUACGCGGCCGGCCCGGGCCAGCUGGACGACCACUCGGCGCUCAUCCACCAGUUCUACAGCUCGGUCUGCGAGCUGCCCGUGCACCUCGUGCUGGACACGAGCCUGCAGGGCGACAAGCUGGACGUGGCGGCCUUCGUCAGCGCGCCGCUCGAGGUCGUGGACACGGCGCUCGUCAACCAGUUCAAGCAGAUCCCCGUCACGCAGAAGGUGUCGGAGCCCGAGGCCAUCGCGCUCAACGCCAUGGCCCCCAAGGACGCCGAGGCCAAGGCCGCGGCCCUGCCCAAGGAGCUCGAGGCCCUGGAGGAGACCAUGGAGCAGCUGUACAAGGUCAUCGACGGCGCCAGCUCCUUCGUGGGCGACGUCGUUGCGGGCAAGCAGACGGCGGACGCCAAGCUCGGCCGCGAGAUCGCCGACGCGCUGGCCGCCAUCCCCAUGCUGCGCGAGGAGCAGUUCGACCAGCUCUUCAACACGGGUCUGCAGGACCUGCUCAUGGUGUCGUACCUGUCGGGCCUCACGCAGGCGCAGCUGUCCAUGGCCGAGAAGCUCAUCAACACCUAAAUUUGUGGAUAAUCUCUCUCGGACUGGACCUGUCUCGGUAGUUUUAGUAAGGCGCGAACAGGUUGCUGCGUUGUGCUUUUGAUUCU